GUUGGAUAAUUUCACGAUUUUCGAGGUUUUUGAUGUAUAUUACGUAAAUCAAGUAGUUUAUCGGAGAAAACCAGGAGAAUACGUAUCAAAUAUGGCGGACAAGACAGACGUAGGGUAUGCGGUAUUCGCAAGAGGAUCGCGGAAGUAACUUUUCCAAAUCCCCCCUCGGUUCUCCUCGGGCGAGCGAGAUGGACAGUAACAAGGACGAGGCAGAACGAUGUCUGGAGUACGCGAAUCAUUUCAUUUUUGAGAAGAACUAUGUCAAAGCCGAGAAAUUCCUCAGGAAGGCUCAAAAGCUGUACCCAUCAAAGAAGGUCGAAGAACUGUUGGAGCAAAUAACGUUGCAUAUGAAGGAGACUCGCGUGCCCGAUGCGAAGUCUGAAGGGGUCAGGAAACGCCAUGUCACGGUUCAAGAAGAGGUCUACUCGCAGACGACCAAUGACAUUACGAAAGAGCAAAUUGAAUCGGUUAAGAGGAUUAAAAAGUGCAAGGAUUAUUACGAGAUUUUGGGAGUGACUAAGGAAGCCACUGACAGUGAAGUAAAAAAAGCAUACAAGAAGCUGGCUCUUCAACUGCAUCCAGAUAAAAAUAAGGCACCUGGGGCUGCAGAAGCUUUUAAAGCUAUUGGUAAUGCGGUGGCUGUUCUCACCGAUGCAGAGAAGAGAAAACAAUACGAUAUGUAUGGUUCCCAGGAACAGAGACUUGGAGCAGCUCAUGCACGUCAAGCUCAUGCUGAUUACAGUUACACUCGAGGUUUUGAAGCCGAUAUGACAGCGGAAGAAUUGUUUAACAUGUUCUUCAGUGGAGGAUUUCCACAGCAAGGACUUUAUUCAAGACGAGCUGCCGGUGUAUGGACCAGACAACGGGAUCCCCAAAUGCAACACAGUCACUCUCAACAAACAAAUGACUAUACCGCGUGCCUGCAAAUGUUGCCAGUUCUUUUGCUAAUAGUCUUAACGAUGAUGAGCAGCUUCUUUAUAUCCGAUCCUAUGUACAGCCUCCAGUCUAAUGCGAAGUAUUCAGUACCCAGAACGACCCAAGGACUGAAAGUACCUUACUAUGUGAAAGAGAAUUUCCACAGUGAGUACCAAGGUAGUUUACGCAGACUGGAGAUUUCUGUUGAAGAGGAAUAUGUUAACACAUUAAGGCACAACUGUUAUCGGGAGAAAAAUUACAAGGAUACAAUAUUAUGGAAAGCGCGGAACUUCAGAGAUCAGGACCUUUAUGAGAAAGGAAAGAGCAUGGAGACACCUUCUUGCAAAAAACUUGUGGAUCUGCACGCAGCGUAAUGGAGAAGAGAAGAUACAAACGGGAGUGUCGUAAGACAACGAGUCACACCUGCAGCAUGUCGCUGUUUCUCAACAAGUAUUUAAAUAAAUUUCCCAUCCGGUAAUUGACAGUAGCUAUCGGAAAGAGCAGAGAACUAAUCGAAUAAGACGAAUCGUCUAAACCUUGCCCGGAUAGUGAUAAUUUACGUCGCAGCAUAAUUCUAAAAGGCAACCCAUAGAGUGGUGAUGCGUUCCAUGAGAUGAUUGACAAGGUUCGCAGAUUUUUUUUUAUUUUUCCCCACGUCUAUCUGCGUUGAACCUGUAACAAGCAUUGUUUCACCGCGUGGACGCGGGAAUUAAUCUUAAUACGGUUAAACUACUGAGUCGUGCCUGACUACUCGAAUGUUCAUCAGAAUAGCUGCACGUAUUACCCACCUUAUAGGUUAUGUAUAUGUAACAGUCUUGAGUAUUUAUUCAGACGCCAUGAAAGGCGUUAAGCAAGAGUGUUUAUUAAUUAAUCGAUUGCAUCGAUUCUUUUUAGAGUUUAUUGCGCGAUUGCGUGUCGAGUCAAUGUCCAAUUUUGCGUGAAAUAUGAAAGUAACGGGCAAUUAUGCUCCCAUGGAUGUCAAGUUGAGACGCAGCCUUGAGGUCCCUAGAGUCGUGUAAUCUUAUGAAUAAAUGUGGCUUUUUAGGUAAUAAUGAUAUUCUCUGUUUGAGUUAUAAUCAACUGGAUUCUCAGUUCUGUUUAAUGGCUACCAUGGUACAAUUCUCAUUUUUUGAUCUCACUGGACAUUCAGUUAACGGAAACCCGUCACUAAGAAUUGCAUCAAGAGAGGAAAGAUUUUAAUUAUACGAAUAGUUAUCCUUCAUUCGAUAUUGCCAGCAAAGCCGUGAAGCAUAUACAAUUAUAGUAAAUGAAAUAAUAAAUGCGCAUGACUUUAAAA
Orussus abietinus is the source of this 2212-nucleotide messenger RNA. RefSeq names its product dnaJ homolog subfamily B member 12. Gene Ontology annotation, molecular function: Hsp70 protein binding. NCBI's taxonomy places the organism in Eukaryota, Metazoa, Arthropoda, Insecta, Hymenoptera, Orussidae. The record is from RefSeq and is a predicted model, not a curated record. The transcript is spliced from 10 exons. Gene Ontology annotation, cellular component: endoplasmic reticulum membrane. Gene Ontology annotation, biological process: cellular response to misfolded protein. The coding region runs from base 117 to 1289 and encodes 390 amino acids.